AUGCCAAUUCGUCAAAUGAACAACCCGUCGGCCUUGAUCCAAACAAUUCCGACCUUGGACGGCAAUUCGGUUACGUUCCCGUCUUGGCGCAACCGACUUCAGAACGUUCUACAAAUCCAGGGAGUUCUCGACAUUGUAAACAAAACGCUGCCUCGUCCAAAUAACGCCGACUCGAAGGAGGGCAAACUUGCUGUUCGAUCUCCAGAACAACGAGGCUACAACCCCGAGGACUACGGCGCUGACUGGGAUGCACUGUCCGAUAUGGCGAUAUCAACGAUCCAACUCACGCUCUCGGUGGACCUAUCAAUCCGCUAUGAAGGGGUCAAACCGGCUCACAAACUUUUCUCAACCAUAUGUGAUGCAUAUGAGAAAAAUACUCGGGCUAGGCGACUCCAACUUGAGGACGCUUUCUGGACGGCACGACAAGACCCGAGUCAACCCAUCGCAAAGUGGAUUGCUCGAGUCUGUAUAGCGGCCUCGGACCUAUCCAGUGUGAAGUUAACGCCGGCCGAUCAACAGAUAUGUUAUCGACUCCUGCGAGGCCUCGAUGAGUCCUGGAAGACCAUACGAGAUCACCUUGUCUACUCACCAACAGAAAUCUCCUUGGACGAUGCGAUCGGCGCCCUCGAAGCACAUGAGAUUUCGACUUCCACAACUCUUGACUUCUCGAACUCAGAGCAAGUCGCUGCUGCCGCCGCAAAACAAAAAGGACGGCCGCGAUGCUAUCGAUGCGGCGAGAAAGGACACCAUUCGGCUGAUUGUCCUAACCAACAAAACAGGGUCAAGUUCAAAAACUCCACUAAACAACCCGAGGCGCGCGCGGGAGCAACUUUGGUGGCAACGUUGGGCAACUACACCUCAGGAGAUGAAGACGACAGCUUCGACGAAGAAAUCGACGUCUGGGGAUGA
This is a messenger RNA of Puccinia graminis f. sp. tritici CRL 75-36-700-3, 909 nucleotides long. RefSeq lists its product as uncharacterized. The record is from RefSeq and is a predicted model, not a curated record. Bases 1 to 909 code for a protein of 302 amino acids. NCBI's taxonomy places the organism in Eukaryota, Fungi, Basidiomycota, Pucciniomycetes, Pucciniales, Pucciniaceae. Gene Ontology annotation, molecular function: zinc ion binding; nucleic acid binding. The transcript has a single exon.